AUGGAAGAAUUGGGAUCAAUGUUUAAUAACGAAUGGAUAUUUCUUAACGAAAAGUUGAGUGAUGUCAAGCUUCGAACUGCAUGUGGAAAGGAAAUCCCAGCGCAUAGAGUCCUGCUCGCUAAUGCCAGUCCUGUAUUCAAAGCCAUGUUCAGUCAUGAUAUGUUGGAAAACAACAACAAAGUAGUAAAUAUUACGGAUAUCAGUUAUGAUGCUGCAGUUGAGAUGCUGCGAUACAUCUACAAGGGUAGCGUCGUCGAGACUCAAGAAUUUUCCUUGACUGCUGAAGUUUUGGCAGCCGCUGACAAGUAUCAGUUGAAAGGAUUAAAAAACAAGUGCGAGCGCAUAUUGGGCUCGAAUUUAUCCACCGAAAAUGCUUUUGUGGCUCUUAAAAUUGCUAGAACAUAUAGCUCGAACCAUUUGAAAAAACAAGCAGUUGAUUUCGUCAGGUGUAUUAUAGACGGGACUUUGAACGUCAAUCAACUGAACGAUGCGAUUCUUAGUUUGAUACGAUUCGUUUCAAAACAGUGA
Trichogramma pretiosum is the source of this 528-nucleotide messenger RNA. Its product is annotated as speckle-type POZ protein A-like. Bases 1 to 528 code for a protein of 175 amino acids. Gene Ontology annotation, cellular component: nucleus; cytoplasm. NCBI's taxonomy places the organism in Eukaryota, Metazoa, Arthropoda, Insecta, Hymenoptera, Trichogrammatidae. The record is from RefSeq and is a predicted model, not a curated record. The transcript has a single exon. Gene Ontology annotation, biological process: proteasome-mediated ubiquitin-dependent protein catabolic process; regulation of proteolysis. Gene Ontology annotation, molecular function: ubiquitin protein ligase binding.